UGAAUAGUUUUUCGCCAAAACGCUAUCAGAGAAGACUGUCAGCAAUCUACAGGGAGAGAGAGAGAAACUAAUCAGAUCGACACUUCACGCUUCGCUGAGCCUGAUCAAUCUCAUCGAUCACCACCUCAUCUUCACAUAUUCAUCACAUACACAGUUAUAUAUAUAUAUAUAUAUAAAUUAUUCCUGUAAUCCAUCAAUCUCAAAGACCAUUUUUGUGAAAUUGAUUCGAUUUUCAGUGUUAUGCACCAACUCUGCUUCGAAAUUUUCGCGAAUUUCGUCCAGGAAAUUGUUGUUGUAUUAGGAACACAAUUGUUUGGAUGGGACGAAAUGCCAAAUCACGGAGAAAACUCUGGAGGGUAGCAAAUAAUAGCAUUUGCAAUACUCAUUGAACAUAUAUAUGGCAUCUACUAGUGUAGGACAUGGAGGGGUAGGAAGUUCCAGGAGUUCCAGGACAGUCAAUGGCUUCAAGGGGUCAUCUAGUUCUGUUGAUUGGCUGGGAAGAGAGAUGCUUGAAAUGAGAUUGAGGGACAAGGUGGACCAUGAGGAUGACAGAGAUAGUGAACUGGAUAUAAUUGAUGGUGUGGGUGCUGAAGCAGGCCAUGUGAUAAGAACUACUAUUGGUGGUCGUAAUGGUCAAUCCAAGCAGAUUGUCAGUUACAUAGCAGAACAUGUGGUUGGAACUGGUUCUUUCGGUGUUGUUUACCAAGCAAAAUGCAGAGAGACGGGAGAGAUUGUCGCUAUCAAGAAGGUUCUCCAAGACAAGCGCUACAAGAAUAGGGAGUUACAGAUUAUGAAAAUGAUGGACCAUCCUAAUGUUGUUGCUCUAAAACAUUGUUUCUUCUCAAAAACCGACAAAGAAGAGCUCUACCUUAAUCUUGUACUUGAAUUUGUUCCUGAAACUGUUAACCGUAUUGCAAGGCAAUACAGCAGAAUCAACCAGAGGAUGCCCUUAAUAUAUGUCAAACUCUAUACUUAUCAGAUAUGCAGAGCACUGGCUUAUAUUCAUAAUUGUAUUGGUAUUUGCCACCGGGACAUCAAACCUCAAAAUUUGCUUGUGAAUCCACACACGCAUCAGCUGAAACUCUGUGAUUUUGGUAGUGCAAAAGUUUUGGUGAAAGGAGAACCCAAUGUUUCCUACAUCUGUUCUAGAUACUACCGCGCUCCAGAACUCAUAUUCGGUGCCACUGAAUAUACGACUGCUAUAGAUAUAUGGUCUACAGGUUGUGUGAUGGCUGAAUUACUUCUUGGACAGCCUUUGUUUCCCGGAGAGAGCGGAGUUGAUCAGUUAGUUGAGAUUAUCAAGGUUUUGGGAACACCUACCAGGGAGGAGAUAAAAUGCAUGAAUCCAAACUAUACUGAAUUUAAGUUCCCGCAGAUAAAGCCUCAUCCAUGGCACAAGGUCUUCCAAAAACGUUUGCCUCCAGAAGCUGUGGACCUGGUUUGUAGGUUUUUUCAGUACUCCCCCAAUUUGCGAUGCACUGCUUUGGAAGCUUGCAUUCACCCUUUCUUUGAUGAAUUGAGGGACCCCAACACUCGCCUUCCGAGUGGCCGUCCUCUUCCUCCCCUCUUUAAUUUCAAACCACAAGAGCUGUCAGACAUUCCACCUGAUACUCUCCAUCGGCUUAUACCAGAGCAUGCUCGAAAGCAGAAUUUGUUCAUGGCUUUGCAUACCUAGCAUUAGCUGUUUUCAGUAAUUUUUGCGUCUUUGAAAUUGCCUCUGGAACGGUAGUAUGGUCUUGUAGACAUCUGUAAAAUUCCAAUUGCCCUAUGUAUCUAUAUAUUAAUGCUUGACACUCCGAUCAAAAGAUUUACAAUGGAGUUCCCAGGACAAUUGUGGAACACGAGGCUUUGAGUUUGUAUGUCAAUGGAGGUGUUCUUUUGAUUUUGUUGAGGCAUAUUUUAUAAGGAGCCUUGUUACGAAGGGGAUGCAGAAAAAAAACUUGAUGCUGAACUACAAAUGAUAACUUUUUUUUCUUUUGCUA
Messenger RNA from Camellia sinensis, 1982 nucleotides. RefSeq names its product shaggy-related protein kinase kappa. Gene Ontology annotation, cellular component: cytoplasm; nucleus. Gene Ontology annotation, biological process: signal transduction; peptidyl-threonine phosphorylation; cell differentiation. Gene Ontology annotation, molecular function: protein serine/threonine kinase activity; ATP binding. The record is from RefSeq and is a predicted model, not a curated record. Lineage: Eukaryota; Viridiplantae; Streptophyta; Magnoliopsida; Ericales; Theaceae.